UCAGUCUACGACCGUUUGCCACGAGACUUCGAUCACAUCGGUCUUUCCUCGUCUCUCUCUUCCUCUCCUCCCUUCUUUUUCCCGCUUGGAGGACAGAAAGCAACUACCACCACCACCGCCACUCGACGCCGUCGACGCCGACGCCGCCGCCGCCACUAUCGCCACCACCACCGCCACUGUCACCGCCACCGACGACCGGAGAGACGCACGUAGUCUAAACGUGAGACUCGUACGGACGUUGUCGUCGUCCUCGCCGGUUGCCUCUUCGUACACUCUGUUUUUCGAGCCAGCCCUCCGGUUGUACAUCGACUUUGUCCACCGUCAAUCAUCGUCUCCGAUCAACGACAAAAAGGUACAGUGCAGUUAUCACGAUAUUUCACAACGAUCUGGUUUUUGCCGAGUGUUGAACAACAAGAACCAAAAUGGCAGCCUUCGUGGCGAAGCAGAUGGUCGGCAACAAGCUGAACGCGGUUAAAGGAGCCGUUGGUGGCGAAGGCGGAGACGAAGAUGACAAGGAGAAGGAAGAAGAGGCCGAAAGAGAAAGGCAAGAAGCCAUCAGGGAGGCUGAGGAACGAAGGAAGGAGAAGCAUCGCAAAAUGGAAGAAGAACGAGAGAAGAUGCGACAGGAAAUCAGGGACAAGUAUAACAUAAAGAAGCGAGAAGAAGUACAAGAAAUGACCCAAGAAGAGCCGAAUCCUUUGAUGCGCAAGAAGAAGACGCCAGAGGAAUUGGCUGCGGAGGCCGAGGCGGAAGACGAGGACGAGAUUACAAAAAUCAAGAACGUGUUCGACACGCAUAUACAAGAGUUCAAAGCGCAAGUACUGGAAGGUAAAUGCGACCUCCAAUAAGCCUACCUACACCCUUGAAGCGGUCGGUAAGGAGGGUGGUGCAUCAUGUGCUACCAGAGCCGCAUCCGCCUCUCAGCCCCUACGACAUCACGAGGAAGAGAACGAGCGAGAUCUGACGUGUCAUUGGAGAAGCGAAAGGAAAGAGCGAUACGAGAACUCGCUACCAGCGUCGUCGUCGUUGCCGUCGUAAUCGUCGUCGUCGUGUUGUUCGAGCGUAGAUCGAUUCGGAAUUCGAAUUGGCCAGUCGUCCCUUAGAGAGCGUCGAGAGAAGCGACAAUCGCUCGAGACACCGCAACCAACGCCCAUCGCCCGUCCUCGGUCCUCCAACGACCCAUCGAAUUAGAUUUUCUACGAGGGUACGCGCGGAACUAUCUUCCGAAACGAGCGCAUCGACCAAACAAGAGAAGAGUUACGAGCUUCGAUCAACAUUGCCAUCGUGUGAGAAGGACGUGUCAUCGUUGAGAACGAGUGGAUGGAACGAGACGAAUUCGACGGAUUAAAUAAGAGAGAUCAUCGUCGAUAGCGUUGUUAAUUGACUCGAGUGAUCUUGGAAAUUGAAGGCAGGGGAAGAAGGAAGCCGAGAAGAUCUAGAGAUUCGAAGCUCGGCGAGGAUCUAGGAUGUCGAUGGUGGAGCGACGAAUCCAGAUCAAUUUCACAAUCGACACAACCGGAGAAGAUCUACUAGAGACAUUACGCAUGAAAAUUCAUAGGGAAAAGAAACGAGGAAGACGAUGUUAAACGAGGACGAUGACGGGAUAAAGAAAACUGCGGCAGACGUGAGAACGUAGGAAGUAUGAGAUCGGCGAGAGUUCGUUUACGCCUUACGAUUCGAAGAAGGAAGAAGGACAGAGACGAUCGAAGUUAAGAAAAGAAGAAAAUGCAAAGUAUAAGAUCCGUGAGAAUUCGUAUAUGCGUUACGAUUCGAAGAAAGAAAAUGAAAUAUCGGAAAGAAAUCUCGGCAAGAAAUAAGACGGGACGUAAAAAACAGAGAGAGAGAGAGAGAGAGGGAGAGAAAGGAAAAUGAUUGGAUCGAUCAAAGUCUCUUCGGAUAUCGCACGAAUAUCAUGGCGUAAAUGAGACGUGAGCAGUCGAAGGGCGCGUGCAUAUAAAUAUACCUAUAUAUAUAUAUAAAUAUAAAUAAAGAAAUAUAUUAUAUAUAUAUAAAUAAGAAAAAUGAAAGAAGUAAAAAAAAAGACAUAAAAACUUAGUACCUAAGUUUCUAGCGAAUUUUUCGAAUAGUGGUAAAAAAAAAAAAGAUGAAAUUACCGGUAGCAGAGUUACGUAGUCACUAGUUCGUUCAACGGCUGUUCAAUAACAAGGAGAUCAGAAAGGAGGGAGUCAUUAUUAUUAUUCGAGUUAUGAAUUAUUCUCAUAGUUUAUUACCGCGGUCAUUGUUCUUAUUAUUGUUGCCAUUAAAUGUUUAUAUUUAGAAACAAGUUAAGACAAGGAUCGAGGGCCACGAGAAACUAGAGUCAAGAGACCAAGAGCUGAACGCAAGACGGAGAUGGAUUGCUGAGAGAGAGAGAGAGAGAGAAACGAAGAGAAAAAAAAAUUAACACAGGAAACGAGUAAUGAGAAAAAACAAGUGUAACCGGCGGCCCUUGCUCUCCCUUCCGUCCAAAUUCGAAUUUUUUCCGAUUACCUCUCGGCGAUAUAGCUCGAUCGCGAUCGAUCCGUAGUGAAACGCGUAACACCUGAGCGAUUCUUAGGGACACUUAGUUAGGGGACACAUUGCCGACAAAAGUGACGAAAAAAUAUAAAGUGGUUAUUAGACCAAAAAAAAGAAAAAAAAAAAGAAAAAACGGAAAAAAUCGACAAAACGAGAAAACAUUUUAAAUGCGCGCUUCGUUAAGAAUAGCUCGACGAAUCGAGCAGCACUGACUCUCGCGUUUAAAUGCAAACAAAUAAGAAAAAAAGAAAAAAAAAGUACUAAAGAAAUGCCUUUCUUUCACGUUUAUACGGUGCGUUUCUAUCGAGUGUAAUUAUAUAGUAGGUUAAUUGUUAGAGAAAGGAAGAGAAAACUGAUUUAUAUGUUCGCUCGUGAACGAUCUUAGAACAGGAUAGAGAAGUGUCGCGAUUCGACGAUCGAGACUGUUCUUAGCAAGGAGUUUUCAGGUGUUACCGCCGGAAACGUUCGAGCAAAGUAGCCAUUGUUUCAUCCUUUCUCGAAGCGGUUCACCGGUCUUUCAUCGUGCUUGUUCGUCCGCGACAAACACGUUGUGCAUGAUGGACGACGCGUAAACGAUGAUGGACGGGAUGGACAGAGCAUCGACUGCCGGCAAGUAACGCGAGCCUUAUACAUAUACAGAAUUAACAAGAAACUAAAAAAUGCUCACGCACGAUACCAUUGCGAUAUACUUAGAGACUAAUUGGAAACAGGGGGAUGAAAGGUAUGAAGGAAACAUUUCGUUGAGCAAGCAAACGUUUCCUAUUCCUUCGAUCGGAGGAUCUACGUUUAAUGAAGAGACUGAGAAGAUAACUCUGUUUAAAUUAAAAUGUAUCUUGUAACAUAGAUUCUUGCGUAUAUGUCGUAAAACGUUCUGAGUUGGUAUAUGUAUAGGGCGGAUAAUGCCAGACGAAGCUGCGACGGAGAAUGAAAGCACGAAGAGGAAGAACGUGCCAUUUAACGCGUGAUGUGGUUUUUUGUAUGAGUGACGAGAUGAUACGAAAGUGUACUUUUUUUUAUGUUCGAUAUCGUUCCUCGUUCUGGUACCGAUCUAUAUAUUCUUAUACAUCUUCUUCUUAUCUAUCGAGUCUUCUCAAAAUCUCUCAAUUGAUUCUGACUCUGAAGCAACGGCUAUCCUCUGAUUUCUUUGCGACUUCGCGAUAUAUUCUCCUAACACGCGCUCUAUCAUACUUGAUCACUCGGAUUAGGAAAACAUUUCUCGACGAUAUGCCGCAAUACACGCGAAGAAAGAUCUAUCGGGUGUCGGGAAAAAAAAAGAACUCCAAUUGCUCGGACGAAGAGAAAUUAGAAAGAAGCAGAUGAAGCAGGAUCCGACGGGAGAAGAGAAAAGAUUGGAAAAAGCUUUCCUCGUCUCAUCGAGAUAAGUGUGUUACAUUUAGGACCGCGUCCCAGUUGAAAAAGAACAGGCAACUUAAACGUCAGUCGAAAAUGAGAAGUCGGAAGGCCUUCUGUCCAAACGUUUUGCUAUAGAGACGAACGCAUGUCAGCUUUCUAUGUGCACUCUGCUGUUUCUCGAUGUAUAAACGUAACGCGACUCUUCUAGUCGACGAUUAUCAGUCGUUCCGCAAGCACGUUCACGGAUCUUUCCCGUUUGCCAAACUCCGCGACGUAAAUUCGACCAUCGAAAAGGCCAGCACGCCAGCCUUAACUUUGCCAGAAACUUUCCUCGAAAUUCGAUAAUAUCGUCGAUACUUUUUCGAACUUUGAAUCUCGGGUGAAUGUGAGCAAAGAAUAAUUUACGAUAUUAAAAAUUUCCAAACUUUUAACGAUUUGCUAUUUUAUCGGUAGUGUCGUUAUCGAUUUUCCUCGAACCAAGCGAUUUCUCGAUCGCUAAAUUCUUCAAACGAGCACGAAAGAAGUAAGAUGUCGCGCCGGGAAGAAAUUCAACGAACGGCUUCCUUGCUCGCUGUCCGAACUUUUGGAAAACCGCCGCGCGCUCCGCUACUUUCUCCUGUCUCAAUGUCGUAAAAUACCUCUUGGCAGCUGUUCGUCCGCGAAAAACAAACCGACAACUUUUCCAAUGUUUCCAGUGUUCGGCUGUAUAUCCCUUCGACCAGAAUUGCGAAUAAAGUUUCAGCGGAGACUUAAGGCUGGCGCGAUCGAGCACACAGAUUCGAUUUUAUGCCUUCCUUUGUUCUUCUUUUUUCUUCUCUCUUUCCCUUUACCUUAAUCGUUUUCAAUAAAAAGAAUGACCGAGGAGACGUUAUAUCGAUCGCGUCUUUUUGCGAAGCCACGGCGAAUUUUAAUCGUCGGACGCGGCGGAACGAGACAACUGAGAAAAGAACGCGAAGCGGACGGGACGUGCUUCGAAUCUGAAUCUACUUGACGUGUAGUCUCUCUCGUGUCUCAACGUGCAUGCUACUUGCCUCUCUCUUGUCUGUCGAUGUCAAUGUCGAUGUCGUUGGUUGGAUCUUCUCUUAUCACGCGUGAGAUCUUCGAGGAUCACUCGACCAAAGAUAGAGUUCAAACUAGAACGUGUAUUUUGCUACCUGAGCCGAACGCUGACGAAGAAAGUACAGAAGAUUAUAGUGCGACAUAUCGCGAUGAUUUUCGAAGAUCCGCAGACUCGCAUUCUUUCUCUCUGUAAACGAUCGAUCCACUAGAUGGAAACGCUUUAAAAGUACCUAGAACGAUUUUACUCUAAUCCUCCUUGUUCCUUCAAAUUGCGCCCAUUUCCUGCGCGUCCAGGCAUCCUGAACCGACCGAAUUCAACAGAAAUAAUAACCUGUCUCGCAUAUUCUAAUCCUUCUGCGCGAUCUACUCGAUAUACACUUGAAGUCAAUUACUCAAUUAUUAACCCAAAGAUGUAUACAUUAUAUUAUCUAUAUUUAUUCUAGAGAAUAUAUGCUCGUACGUUCUUUUCUUUUUUUUUUUCCUUUUUCUUUUGGCGAAUUUUCGAUACGAACGUGAACACACCAAGUUAAAUAACCAGUCGAUGGAAAGCACGAUUUCGGUGUAGAAGAAGACGAGUUUCAGCGUAGCUCGAAGCGAAAUGUUUUUAGAGACAGACCGUUCUUAUGAUUACGAUUAACAGGAGAAAAAAUAAUUAAUUGGACAUCAAAUUAGCCAGACAACUUCGAACGACAGCAGUGUAUAGCUCAUAGACUGUUUUCCUAUUCCCCACGCUCUCUUUAACUAUUUCUGUACCUCCCUCCCUCUCUCUUUCUCUCUUGCUCUUACUAUUUUGCUGUCAUCUUCUGAUCGUAACAAGUUUUCUCUCCGCCUGUCGUCUUAUAGCCCCUUUGCUCGAUGUAUCUCCUACGCUACGCUCGAUUGUUCUCUUUGAAGUCACGACUACUUAAUGCAUGUGUCACGUAAAAACGAACGAAUAAAACGAAUACAAAAAAAAAGAACAUAAUAUCUUACUGUCGUAACCGUUACUGUUGAUUAAUGUCGUGUGUCGUUGUUGUUUCUCGAUGUGAUCAACAUAAAACGUUGUUCGAUGUACUGUCUAGUCAAUGUUGACGCUCUAGUCUCAAUAGUUCGUCUUUUUUCCUUUCUUCUGUCUUAUACAUACAUAUUGCGUUACAUGUUGUUCAAGCUUUCUGUGUAAGAUUCAACGAUCGAUUAAAAGCUUUCUGUGCCAUUUAAUUCGAUGUAGUUUAAUUUGAGCGUAAGCAAUGCUUAGCAAAGAUAAUUUUUUGUUCGGUUGGCGUGCGUGAAAUGGCUGAUUUCAUAGAUAGCUAGGACUAAAACUAUCGUUAAAUAAUUUUGACGUUUAUAUAUGAUUCAUAUGAUACGUUAUAUUUAUAUGAUAUAUCAUACGUGACAUUUGUUAUUCAAUUUUAAAUUUCACGCUAAUUAAACGCAACGUGAUACUCUGUCGAAGACGGAUCAUGUGUCAAAUCGAAUCACGAAGUAACAUCGAAUUCGAGUGCGUUCUUUGUAAAACUUUUUGCCAUAUUUAAAUUGCCAUAAUCUUAGCUUCCUUUGACAUUGACUACGUUUAAUCGUAAUAUGAUUAAUAUUAUUUUCAAUCGGUUAAGAAAUCCGCCAUUUUACUUGAAACGACUUAGCGUAAGUUCCUAUGAAACUUUCAAUUUAUAUUUCAAACUUUCGUUUGCGAGAGAUCUUCGCGUAUUCUUGUAUUCGAUAAUCCGUGAAAUUUAGUUCAGGCCAUUUACCGACGAUUUUUCACCAGCGUAAACGUUCAUCCACCAGUUGUCGCGUGUAUGCGUGCAAAACACGAACACAAGUUGUUGAAACGCGACAGACGAAAAAGUGCAGUUCCCCUCGAAAGUCGAAAUGUUCGACUGUGUUCGAAACCAACGAGACAAGAGUAAUCCGGUGAUAUGCCAAGACAUAAUCUACGCGUGACAAUCUUCUGUGAUUCUCGCUAUAUGGAAGGAAAAAUAACGCGGUCCGAGAAAUAAAAAGGAAGUAAGAACAGAGAAUGGAUUUUCAGAGAAAUGGAAAAUGUAUCAGUCGCGUGAAUACUCUCCAGACUUUCUCUUGUUCUUUGAUUCUUUUCAUCUUUUCCAUUGGUACGGAACUGUUGAUCCUCGAUCUCCUUAAUUCCCUUUAACGAGUGUUUUUCCACUUCCACUUUGCACACGCACCUAACAUCGCACGAUUCUAGGCGAUUUAUCGCUCUAUCCUUCGCAUCCUUUACCUGAAGCCACCCUAAGCCUGUAAGCGGCACGUGGCAAGUGAUAUAAACGAAUACUUAAAUCUACUUAAUUCGUGUUUCAUAGACGACCGUAAUCGUGAAGAUAAAAAAAAAAAAUGAACAAAGGAUUGAAUAAAAAAAAGAAAAAAACAGAGAAUCUAGCGACUCGUGUCUGUUUUCGACGUGACACCCUCGAACGUAGCGUUCUAUCAAAGAGACGGAUGAGCCAACGAAAGUUGCUGGUAAUUGACGAUCUCGGUAAAUCUGACUGUAAUUAGAAAGUAUAAUAUCGUAGUACUCGCUAGCAAAGUACAAUUGAUCCGUCGAAACGAGACACGCGUGCAAUUAUUAUGUAAAAGAUAGUUGACGAACCUUUCUUAGGUACUUAAUUAUCGGGCGAAUGUUUCAAGCAGGACAAACCGAAGAAAUCAGAAAGAAUGUAACGCGUUAGGUACGAUAUGCGCCGAAACGUUUAAGAUUAUACGACAAAUGUAACGUUCUUUUCUUCAUGUACAUAGUCUCGCGUAUAACCUAGACCUGCGUUUAGUAUAACCGAGAAAGUUUUUGUGAUGGUUUCGUUCUACGUAACCGCGUCAAGCGAAAAGGAUGAACGGAAGACGAGAUGUCUCCUGGAAGCUCGGGACACCGUUCGUGUCCCAAUUUUCAAAUCCGAGCGUCCGAUUUUUGCUCGAGCCAGGGAAAUCCGUAAGGAACCAAAAGGGUGAGCACGGAAGGUGUCCCGAAGUUCGAGGACGGAGGAGAUUAAUACCGGCGUAACUCGCGAGGAAGAACCGACUUAACUUAUUCAGAGACAACGACACAACGCAUUAUAAAGUAAUAAUGAUAACUUAUCGUUAAAUCAACGUACUAUUGUUAUGAUCUCUUACAUUAUGAUGAUGAUCUCGACGACGAGACGAUUGCAUAAUGUAAAACGCGUUCGCACGUGUGUUUUUUCAAUGCGUUCACAAGAAACAAAGUACGAACUAACGUUGUAAAACGGUAAAUGUUAGACGAUAAGCGAGAGAAAAUACCGUUCAAACACACGUAACAUCUACACACGGAGAAACGUUCGAAAAGAAAUAAAAAGAGGUAAAUAAAUAAAGCUAAAUAGAAGGUAAAACAGGAGAAAAUCACGAUGUUAAGUAAGUAGUCGUUAGCUUUGUAUACAAGGGAGUGCAGAACAAAGACGAAGACGACGUUAAAGGGAAAGAGAAAGGGAGAGCUUCGAUAAUUGGAGAGUCCCGAGGCGAAAAGAUACACACGAAAAACGGUACUUUUCAGCAGCUGCCAUUCGACGAGAGGUUCGUGUACCACCAUCUUCGAGCGGACUUGUGCGAUUUUUUGGAUAGAGAUUCCGUGAACACGGUACUUACUGGCUGUCGCUCGAUCCUGGAAAACUCGAUUAUGUUGCACGCUAAUCGCAAAAGGAUGAUUUCGUCGCACAGAACAUUCUCUCGCGACAUUCUCUCCGACGCUAAAUCCAAUUUACUUUACACAGAUGCUAUAAAUUCUUGUUGGCAAAAAAUUUCAAACCGUUUCCAUGUUAUCGGCGACGAGCGUGUGAAUAAUUUAGACAAAGCGACUCCCGACUCAAAUUGAAUGUUGGUGUCGCUCGAGACCUAAGGUCGUUUGAAAUCUCCUUUAGAAAUGGAAAUAAAAAUGCGAAUCGGCUAACUCGCUCCAGGAACGAGCGCACGAUCCAAAAACAAAGGGGGCUGCAAUACACGCGUAUUCUAUUUUUCGAUCGUUAUUCCCGGCGAUUCGAGUAACAGCUUGUUUGACCGUGUUGCGACAUCGCGACGUGUACGUAGAUCACACCUGUACCGUGCCCGGUAUCUUCGUAAAUUCGUUGAAUCGAGAAGCAAUACUAUAGAUGCCUAUAAUUACUAAUGUUAUACGUUUCUUACAACAACAAAAUAAAAAAAAAAGAAAGUUGAAAAAGGAUUAGAGAAAAACUCGCGUACACAUGCACAUCAGACACUGUAUAUGUAUUUAAGGAUCAGAGUUACACAAGCACACCGCGCGAUAACGAAACGAAAGGGAAGGGAACAUCGAUGCCCAUCUCGUCGAUGUUUCUUCGUACGAUCGGCGCGAAAAAAUAGAAAAAAAUGAAAAAAAUACAAAAAAAUAAAAAAGAUAUGAAAAUAUGUUACUCUCAACCUUGAACUCGAAACUCUGUAAUUGCGACGCGUACGUUCACACAUCGAUCUCUGUGUAAUUUUAUAUUUCGACGUUCGAAGAUGCGAAGCACUUUUAGCUGCAUGCAACGACCAAUAAUUAUCGUAAUCGUUAAUCGUGUAGAGCUGCACCGAAAAUAGAGGAACGAUUUAAAAGGAAGGGUUAAACGUGGAGGAAAGAAGGGAAUAAAAUGAGGAGAAAACUGAAAGGAAGGAGAAGGGCAUAUGGAGUCGUUCGAAAUGCCCAAAAAUCGCACGAAGCUUGCUCGGCAGAUAAGAAAAGCGGGUUCGCGGAGAACGUACGAUGAAGUAUAGCAUCGAAGAGGGGAAUAGUAAAAGAUCUCUUGUAUGAGUUAUAGAACGCUUAGUGGCUGAAUCGCUGGAACACGAAUGGAUUGAUUGUUAAGAAUGAAAUAUUAAUGUAACAUGCGAAGAAGAGAAUAAGUAACGCCGGAUGGUGGAUGAUGAUGAUGAUAAUAUUAUAUAUUGUUGUUAGAUCAUGUAUAAUAUAUAUACACAUAAACAUUGAUAUAAAAAUAAAGUAAUCUAGAUAUUAAGCGACCACUUAUUCACACGUUACAUAAACACAUACGUACACGUACCCUGUGCACAUGAAAGUUAACCGUUUAUUUAGCGAAUUAAACGACUACGCAAAAAAAAAACGCAAGAAGAUUCUUUUUAAAUCGUUUCUUUUGCCAUUUCGAAAUUACCGUUUCGGCAUUUUAUUCCCUGUGUGAUAAUCGAAAUCUUUUUUUUUCACCACGGAGAUUUCCUCGAAGACUAACGUACAGUACCGAAUAAUUAUUCGAACGAUACAUCCUUCGUGUUUCGUUUAAUUUCAAUUACGAGCGCUAAAUAUAACGAGCGUUUCUUUAUUUCUAUCUACGAUUAUUUCUAGAAACGUUGAACGCUAUUCCAUAUUAUACUAUUGACUAAAAAUUGUGCGUUAGAUUUAAGUUGUUCAAGAAACUUUAAACUCCAAAAAGAUUUAAAUUGUUAAAUAUCGACUUGAAAUUGGAAACUUCAAAAUUAAAUUGACAAACUUUUAUUCGAAUUCUUAAAUUAAAGAAAAAUUAGAAUUAUUCCUCUAACUAAUAAUUCGAACAUUUAUGACGGAUAACGUACAUACACGGAAAAUCGAUCUCGGAGAUUGAUGCGUAGCCGUGUGAAAUUUUCAAAUAGGUAAAACGUUUGCCCGUGCCAAAUAAAAGGUUAAUAGAGGUGCGAAUACAGAUCACAGGCACCGUUCACACACAUGCAGGAACACGACACGACAGGACACACGAUUUCGUAGCUGUACCCGUGAGCAUCCCCCGUCAAACCAAUCCCUGGGCAUGGUCUCGGCUCUUGGUUACGCGUAAAAAAUGCAUAGAGUCCUAUACUCUCUAUUCGUCCCUCCUCUUGACCCUUGAAACUACGGCAGAAGAAAAGAAAGCGAGUCGAGGCUUCUUUAGGUCGCGUCACUCGUCCCUCUUUCUUCUCGAUAGAAAGGAAAGAAAAUUUCAAGUAUCAAAUAGGAGGCGACAGCCACGAAUCAGAGUCGAAAGCUUGUACGAAACGAGAAACGAAGCGGGGAUAAAAUCAAAAAUGAGAAAAGAGAUGGAUAAUCGAGCUUUCCUCUUCCUACGUUGUACGAGAGAUUCACGGCGUUUCUUUUGGCUUUCACGGCGGAAGAGAUGAAACACAAAUUGCGAGAAAAACAAACGAGGAUUAAGAAAAAGAAAAAAAAGUAAAAAAAAAAAAUGAUAAAGCAUGAAGACGAUUUUUAGGGGCGCGCCUCGUCGUUAUAGCUCUUAAUACGAUAGUAAUAUUACGAGUAAUAAACAAAAGUGAAUUAAUCAGAAUAUGCGUUUAUGUUAUUUAGUUCUAAAAAAAAUGAAAAAAUGUAAUAAAAGUCAAUCGUGUUACCAA
Molecule: messenger RNA, 11232 nt
Organism: Bombus pyrosoma
Lineage: Eukaryota; Metazoa; Arthropoda; Insecta; Hymenoptera; Apidae
Gene: cpx
Product: complexin
Exons: 6
Coding region: 423-848 (141 amino acids)
Biological process (GO): regulation of neurotransmitter secretion; synaptic vesicle exocytosis; neurotransmitter transport
Cellular component (GO): terminal bouton; SNARE complex
Molecular function (GO): syntaxin binding
Source: RefSeq, a predicted model, not a curated record